AUGGCAGUUUUGCUCCUGUCGAAUCAACUGAUUUGCAAUUCUUCAAAGUUCAUCAAACAAAUCAACACCGAUGAUCGAAAUAUCACAUCAGCUAUAAACAUAUUCGAACAUCGAUACAAGCGAACGACUGAUUUGGGACUGAAACGUUCUUUUUUUCUCGUAUUUGCCCUCUGGUAUUUGUCGGCAACGAUUAUUACGAUUGCUAUGCCUCCUGAGCAAAUGGCGACUGAUCUCGAAGCUCAACCACGCAGUGAAAUUUGUACCGAGGAAGAAGAUACGGAGGAUGACGAUGCUUCUCUAUCACCGCCAAAUACGAAAAAGAGUAAACAACGAAGAAUUAGUCACAGCGAAAUCGAACGACGUCGUCGUGAAAAAAUGAAUCGUUAUAUCGAUGAAAUCGCUCAGUUGUUACCCAUUGAUGCCGCGAAGAAACUCGACAAACUAACCGUUCUGAAAGUUGCUGUUGAAACCAUUAAAUAUUUGAAAGGUACUACGUCGAAAGUUUUGUCUGCUGGAUUCGGUAAACAAGUUUAUUUGAAUGACGACGAACUACUUCAAUUAACAUUAGCAACUAUCGAUCAAGUUGGUACAUCGUUCUUUCUAAUUAUCGAGUGUCAAAAAGGUCGCAUUUGUUAUGCAUCAUCGUCCACGGAAUCGAUACUCGGCUAUAAAUCGACGGAACUAUGUUCUCAAACGAUAUUUGAUUUAGUCUAUCCGAAUGAUCUUGAACUCAUCAAGCAACAAUUAUUAAAUGAGAAAAAGGCAACCUCGACAAGCACCGGUGAAUCAUUGAAUGACUCGAAAACUGUUCGAUUGAUUACAACCAAACAGAACUGUCUCGAAAUCGGCAAUCGACGUUCGUUUUCAUGUCGAAUCGUUUCGAAAUUGAAACGAACAAAUCGCAAAGCAUCCACACAAUCCACAAAUAACUAUAUCACAAUCGAUUUUGUUGGUUAUAUCAAACAAUUUUCUCCAACCAAUGAGAAUCAAACCGAGAGCAAAACACGACCAGAUCGUCAGCAUUCGAAUGCAAAUCUUCUGACACCUUCCGACGUUUUUCAUGCCAUUGGAAAUGCACCUGUCUCAUGUCUUCUAACGAUGGCACAUGUUUCGAACACUCUGGACCAGUCUUCUCCGAAUUCGUCGGACAAUGUCCACGUAAUCGAUCGAAUGUUUUCAUGCAAAUUAAAUCCCGAUGGGCAAUUUACUUAUUUCGAUCAAAUAUGUUACCCGCUGUUGGGUUACACAACGCAAGAUUUAUUGGGAAUGAACUUCAGUAGUUUGAUUCAUGAAGAUGAUCGAAACAAAGUAGCAGAUAUCUGGAAUCGAGUGUGUCGAGAUCGUCAGAUAAUUACGAGUGGCAAUUAUCGUUUUCGUACGAAAAAUAAUUUAUAUAUCACGUUACAAACCGUCUUCGAACCAUUUGUUAACCCAUGGAAUGAUGAACUCGAGGUGAUUGUAACGCGGAACAAAACCAAAAUGAAAUCAGUUCGGUUGCAUAACAAUCCAAGCAGUACGCUCUUGGAAAAUCCACGCAGUGUGGAUAUCAGUUCGCCCUCAUCAAUGGAUUCCACCGAGCUCAUUCGUCAACUAUUUCCUCCAAAACUCAAUGUGAUGAUUCUCUUCACAAAUGAUAUAUUCAACAUCCUUUGA
This is a messenger RNA of Adineta ricciae, 1653 nucleotides long. The record is from the annotation of a GenBank genome assembly. Lineage: Eukaryota; Metazoa; Rotifera; Eurotatoria; Adinetida; Adinetidae.